GUCAACAUUCUUUUUACAGGAACUCUUUAAAAAUACUCGAAAUUCUAGGUGUCCAAAAAUGGAGAUAACCAUUGAUAAAACAGUCCAUGCAGACGAAUUGCCAAUGGAACCGCAACUGAAGGAGCUGAGUCUUCGAGACUUCAAGAAGAUCGGACGGAUGCCAAAGAUCUUCAAGGACUGUUGCUUGCCCAAGCAAAAAAGCAUCGUGAAUGUAAUGAAGGACUUUUGGCAGCAGAAUAAGCAUCACGAUUUCCUGGUGCGGAUCGGGAACCACAGCUUUUCCUGCGACCGCCUGGUCUUAAUGGUCUACAUAGAUCAGAUGAGGCAUAGUAAGGACCAGACUGAGUUGCGAAUGCCAGCGAAAUUUGUGAGGCCGGAAGUCUUUGAGCUACUAAAUCGCUGGAUGGUUGACCAGGAACCGUUCAUAAAGCGUCCAGGAAUUGGUAAUCUGCUGCUGGCUGCGGAUUACCUAAACAUCGAGCAAUUGUCGUCCCAGAUCUGGGCAUGCUUGGACCAGAACUCCGGUUUCGGCGAGCAUCAGGCCAUUCAGUUGGCCAUGGACACACUGCCCCUUAGGGAUCUGAGUGUAUUGCAUUACAUGAUGCUGCAGCGGAUUCAGUACUACUUCCUAAUCUUUGUAUCCUCGGCUGAGUUCCUUGCUUUGCCCAGCGAGAGUGUGAGUGCCCUGUUCACCUCGAAUGACAUCAGGGUGAACAGUGAGGCGGAGGUUUUCUAUGCCGCCAUCCGCUGGCUGAACUUUGAGUGGCCCACCCGCAAGAAUUGCGCGUUCGACGUAAUGGAGAAGGUGCGACUCUUCAGGCUGCCGGCCAAACUGCUCCUGCUGCUGGAGUCGUCGAUGGAGGACACACGUGUAGACCGCAUCAUCCAGUUGCCGGUGGUAAAAGCGCUCAUAGAGAAGGGCAGCUUCGACCAAAUAGCGUUGGACUUGGACGACGGAACGAGUUGGUACCACGAGAUUUAUGAGAUCUUUGACGUGACACUGCUGCCACCACGUCGAUUCAUCUGUCACGAUUUGGCAGCGUACCACCAACCGAAGCCAGAGUCACCUGACCAGGUGUUCGCGUACAAGGACUUCCUCCGCUACCUGGGCCUCCUGCAGACUCGGCCUUUGGACACCUUGCAGCUCCUCGAAAAGCGCCACUGACGGUGCAAAUGGCAUCGAUUCCUCGACGGAUACAUGGUCCCUCCUCCUCCUGCCCGACGACCUUGA
Messenger RNA from Drosophila erecta, 1231 nucleotides. RefSeq names its product kelch-like protein 18. Bases 59 to 1165 code for a protein of 368 amino acids. Gene Ontology annotation, molecular function: protein binding. The record is from RefSeq and is a predicted model, not a curated record. Lineage: Eukaryota; Metazoa; Arthropoda; Insecta; Diptera; Drosophilidae. The transcript has 2 exons.